Abrus precatorius (Indian licorice) is the source of this 893-nucleotide messenger RNA. RefSeq lists its product as uncharacterized. The transcript has 3 exons. Bases 7 to 492 code for a protein of 161 amino acids. The record is from RefSeq and is a predicted model, not a curated record. NCBI's taxonomy places the organism in Eukaryota, Viridiplantae, Streptophyta, Magnoliopsida, Fabales, Fabaceae. Gene Ontology annotation, molecular function: endonuclease activity; nucleic acid binding; zinc ion binding.
AGAGGGAUGAGCUCCUCGCCACAUCGUUCUCACGGCAACGGCGAUAACAGACCCAGAUUUUUCGACUCAAAGACGAAAAGCAUCUGUUGGGCGAAGGCUGAUACUGUCGCCGGCCGUCAUCCAGAGCGGUGGCGCAAAGACGCCGCCGGCAACAUUGUCUGCAAACGUUUCUUCAACUGCCUCGGCUGCCUCUGCUACGAGUACGAUCACAUCAUACCCUUCUCCAAAGGUGGUGAAUCCACAGCAGAUAAUUGUCAAAUACUUCAAUCCAGAGUUAACAGAUUCAAAUCAGACAAAUAUGACAUUGAUUCGGAUCAACUCAAAGGCUACUCUUGUGAAGUUAAUUUUACUGAUAAGGAGCUUGAUAUAAUUGAGAUGGCUGUUUACGGUGAUGUGAUCCGGCCAGGAAACCAGUGUCGUUGCAGAACUGUUGCUGAAAAGCUUGGCAAAUUCAAGUCAAAAGAUGACGCAGAGGCAUGUAAGUUGCCAUAGGAGGAUGAAUCUUUGCUGUAGCAAACAACUUUUCAGCACAUGUAUUGAAAAACGAAGCUCUCACCCACUCGCAUCUUUUUAGGCAAAAAUUAACAAUUGUUUCACUAUCAUUUCGUCUUGUGUGACGAUUGACAUCUAGAUGGGUUGUUUAGCAUACUUGGAGGGUUUUGCUUUGUUUAAAGUGAACCCCUUUAGUAACUAAGAGGAUAAAAUAAAAAUGAACAACUUAUACUUCAAUUAAGCACUUUCAUAUGUAUAACUACAGAUUUGUUAGAAUCAUUUUGUUAUUUUCUUGAACUACUGAGGGGACUGGGUUGGUCUUGGUUUUUGAGUCUUACCCAGUAGGACCUCGAUAAAUUCUACUAGAAACUUCAAUUUUCAAUUGUUCUUUCGUGAAAGCU